UCUUCAAAUGGGAAUGUAUUUCGACUCUGACCAGAAAUCAUUAAAGUUCAUUGAUUAAUUAUUUUUUUCUGGCUACUAAUCACCUUCCUCACACUCCUCCAAUCGAUGUGUCAUAUAUUCGAAAAACCAAUAAUGGCGUUGGAUGACAGGAACAGUGUGGACUGUGUAGACGUAGUGUCAAAGGUUCAUUUGAUUUUCUUUACGUGUCUCAUUCAUUGACGAAGUUGAGUCUGUUUUGUCGGUUACGUCAAUCAGCUGCACCGAUUAUUUGUUUUUUCCAUCACAUAUCAUUUCUUUCAGUGUCACAUCCACUCACUUUACUCCAAUAGUUACGCAAUUUGUAAGUGGUUAGUGAUACAACGACUCUAGAAGGGGUUACGCGUGAAUUGAAGAGCGAGAAUGUGGUUUUGGCAUUUUCACGAUGGAGGUUGUGGAGUUAUUUAAUCACCUAAGCACAAACGUCGGAUCCUACACGAUCGCACCAUGGUUCUAUCAACUGCUGUCCGGCUACGACAUACCCAGAAACGUCCUGAUAAUUUCUACAGUGAUAGUAGUUCUCUUCAUAACAGUUCUACUCUCAUUUCUCCGAAAAUGGAAGAACAAAGAGCUCCUUGUGAAGGAAGUGAAGGAGUUUGUCGGGGUAGGAAGUGGAAAGCCAAGGUUCCGUAAAAGGGACAAGGUUCUGUUCUAUGGUAGAAAAAUGCUUCGCAAGGUGAAGUCAAUAAGUGGGCAGGUGCAUCCAACGGGUCAGGGUAAGAAGCGACGUGCAGUUAUGAGAUUUGCUAGGAGAUUGCUACAGCUUAAGAAGGAAACAGUACCACAACAGCUCAAGGUACUGGAGCCACCAGCUGAGUACUUGGAGGAAGAUCUUGGUCCUGGUGAUAGAGUACCUCCAGAUGCUCUUUACAUUCUCCAAAGUAUUCGAGUUUUUGGACACUUUGAGAAGCCUGUAUUUCUGAAAUUAUGCAAACACACUGAGAUUAUGAAUUUACCAGCUGGUUCAGCUUUGUUUAAAAUUGGAGAUCCCGAUGAAAAUGUUUUCAUUGUACAGCAAGGAUUGGUUAAUGUCUACAUCAAUGGAGUUGAUGGCUCUCAGGUGCCACUGAAACUCGUUAAAACUGGAGAAUCGGUGACGAGUCUUCUCAGUUUUACUGAUGUCCUCACUGGGCACACCAGCACCUACAAAACAGUAUCAGCCAGGGCUGUUGAGGAUUCGGUGGUUGUUAAAUUACCGAUGAGUGCAUUUCAAGAAGUUUUUCAGGAUCAUCCCGAUGCUUUCAUUCGGGUUAUUCAGGUCAUCAUGGUAAGGCUGCAGAGGGUUACGUUUACCGCUCUUCAUCAGUACUUGGGACUGUCUGCUGAACUGGUCAACCCAGGCGCGCAUCGGAAGAAGCACAGCCCUUUCUCAGGAUCACCUGUGAGGUCUAGGGGAAAGGAGAAUUUUUCCAUUCAAGUGAAUAAUGAUGGGACUUCUUAUUCGACUUCUAAUGAGGGGCAUGAUGGAAGUGAAGUUAGUGCUCAAGGCUCACAUCCUCUCAAUAUUGGAGGAUUGAAAAGAACGAAAAACAACCUGGACUGGAAACUCCUGACGUCGGCCCAACUCCCAGUGAGUCACACAACCACUCCAGACAUGGUACCAGAGUGUGACGCUCACUGGUCGCCGUUGCUCCCCUCCAGCCACUCCUCUCAUCCCCCAAGUCACCACAGCAGCCACAGUGGCCCCGACGUGAUGCACACCAGCACCUCCUCAGGUUUCCCCCGAAAAAAAUCGACGAACGAGCCUCCACCCCCAUUUGACGAGGCCCACCUUGUUCAAAUAGCAACUGAGGCAUUCGUCAAAGAGCUUGGACUAGAAGACGACUCAGUCUUGAAAGAAAAGGUUCAAAUACGAGAGGUGCCAGCUGGUACUUACCUCAUGAAAGAGGAAUCCCACAAGGACGUUGCCCUAGUUUACGUGGUCUCAGGCACAUUGCUAGUCUCUCAAAAAGGUGCUGAAGGUAGUACAACCCACGAGGAGAUCCACAUGUUCAGUGCCCAUCAGGGAGAGAUAGUGGGUGGUCUUGCAGUUCUUACAGGUGAACCCUCGUUCUACACAAUCAGAGCUAAACAUCCCAGCAGAAUAGCUCUCCUGAGCAAGCAGACCUUCUUUUCAAUUAUGAGAGAUACACCAACAGUUGUACUUCACGUUGCCAAUACAGUUGUUAGACGGUUGAGUCCCUUCGUUCGUCAAGUUGAUUUCGCUCUGGACUGGCUCUUCCUGGAGAGUGGUCGAGCUGUUUAUCGUCAAGGGGACGAAUCAGAUUCCACAUUCAUUGUUCUCAGUGGACGUCUGAGGUCUGUUAUCACUCAUGCAAAUGGAAAAAAAGAGCUUGUUGCUGAGUAUGGCAAGGGGGACUUGGUGGGGAUCGUUGAAAUGGUGACACAGACCCCUAGAUCAACCACUGUAAUGGCAGUUCGUGAUUCAGAGCUUGCAAAACUCCCGGAAGGACUCUUCAAUGUUAUUAAAUUGCGGUAUCCUAUUGUUGUGACGAGAUUAAUUAAUUUAUUGGGGCACAGGAUAUUAGGAACUUGGAAACAGGUACAGAGCCCUGUCACCAGCAGUCAGAGGGCAACUGUCGAUGCUAGACCAGCGCAAGUUAAUUUUUCCACCGUUGCUAUUGUUCCUGUCUCUGAGGAUGUACCUUUGACUGCUUUUACGUAUGAAUUAUAUCACUCUCUCUGUGCCAUUGGACCUUGUUUGAGACUGACGUCUGAAGUCGUGAGGAAGAGCCUGGGGACCAGCAUCAUGGAGCCUCCCAAUGAGUAUAGACUUACGUCUUGGCUAGCACAACAGGAGGACCAGCACAGGAUAUCCCUUUAUCAGUGUGAUUCCACGUACACAGCCUGGACUCAGAGAUGUGUCAGACAGGCUGAUUGCAUUCUCAUUGUCGGACUUGGGGACAGACCUCCUAGUCUCGGCAGGACCGAGAGGGAGGUGGAGAGAUUGGCCAUGAGGACUCAGAAGGAACUUGUACUCCUCCACAAAGAGCAGAGUGGACAGAGACCUUCGAAUACUGUUCAGUGGCUGAAUAUGAGGAGUUGGGUUUCUAGUCAUUUUCAUAUUCAGUGUCCGAAGAGGAUGUUCACUAGGAGAUCGCAGUAUAGAAUUAAUGAACUUUAUUCAAAGGUCCUCAUGUCGGAACCCAACGUUCACAGUGACUUUAGCAGAUUAGCGAGAUGGCUGACAGGAACAUCAGUGGGGUUGGUCCUCGGUGGUGGUGGAGCAAGAGGAGCUGCACAUGUUGGAAUGCUGAAAGCUAUUCUAGAAGCAGGGAUUCCUAUUGACAUGAUUGGAGGGGUCAGUAUUGGCUCCUUCAUGGGGGCUUUGUGGUGCAUGGAGAAGAACAUCACAACUACGACACAGAAAGCUCGUGAAUGGUCCAAGAAAAUGACUCAAUGGUGGCGUCAAAUCAUGGACUUAACGUAUCCAAUGACGUCAAUGUUCUCUGGGAAAGACUUCAAUAAAACAAUUCACGCUACAUUUGGUGAUACGUACAUCGAAGACCUCUGGCUACCUUUUUUCAUCAUAACUACUGAUAUCACAGCUUCUUGUAUGCGCACGCAUACACAUGGAUUGCUUUGGAAAUACGUGCGGUCCAGUAUGACAGUUGCUGGUGUCUUUCCUCCAAUUUGUGAUCCUCAUGACGGGCAUCUUUUGGUCGACGGAUGUUAUGUUAAUAAUGUACCAGCUGAUGUCAUGUUAAGACACGGAGCACAUCACAUUCUGGCUAUCGACGUGGGAUCCCAGGAUGACACAGAUUUAACUAAUUAUGGAGAUUCAUUGUCCGGAUGGUGGUUACUUUGGAAACGAUGGAAUCCCUUCGCUGUUCCUGUCAAAGUUCCCAAUUUACCUGAUAUUCAAUCGAGACUUGCUUACGUCAGUUGUGUGAGACAGUUGGAGGAGGUGAAGUCUUCGGAUUACUGUGAAUAUAUCAGGCCACCCAUUGACAAAUAUAAAACAUUGCAAUUCGCUAAUUUCGAUGAAAUCAAGGACGUUGGAUAUCAUCAUGGGAAAACCUACUUUGAGGGUCAAUCAAAGGCUGGUGUACUCCCUCGUUUUAAUGCAGACCGAGAGACAGCACGGGCCCUCAGGGAAAAGCACAAGUCUGGAAAUCCAGAAACGUCCUCUUAUACCUUCACAGACCUGGCACAAAUGGUGUGUAAGGUAUCACGAGGUAAUCGUUAUGGUGAUCUUGAUGACACAGACUCCGACGAAUUUGAAGAAUAUGAGGCAGACCUCGAGGAAGAUGCUCAGGAGGUGGGUUAUGCAUCAGAGCCAACUGCUGGUAUUCUCGAUCAGAGUCCUGACGACUCCCGAUUGAGACGUCGUGCAGGAGUUUCCCUCAGUCUAUCAGAUACAGAGGCUGAAUCAGAACUGGAGUAUAAUCCAAAGUUAUUUUGAAACUAAAAAGAAAAACCAAACGAGACAGCUUUACUUGCGAUAAAAUGGGUUACCAUUUAAGUUAGAAUAAUUCUUACAAAAUUCAAAUUUUUAUAAGAAAGUCCAGGGAUAUUUUCUAUUCAUGAAAAGGAAUGUAAAUUAUCAAAUCCGUCGGAGAAUUCAGCGCCUGAGAAUUGACAACUCGUGAGUGUAAACAAUGCAAUGAUUGUAUGUACUGACGUACAUUACGGAGUAACUCGUUUGUAUGUAAUACUAAGGAUGCGAAAGAAAUAAAUGAAAAUUUUCUAUUUGUACAUAAA
Molecule: messenger RNA, 4740 nt
Organism: Diachasmimorpha longicaudata
Lineage: Eukaryota; Metazoa; Arthropoda; Insecta; Hymenoptera; Braconidae
Gene: sws
Product: neuropathy target esterase sws
Exons: 9
Coding region: 422-4441 (1339 amino acids)
Biological process (GO): phosphatidylcholine metabolic process
Cellular component (GO): endoplasmic reticulum
Molecular function (GO): phosphatidylcholine lysophospholipase A1 activity
Source: RefSeq, a predicted model, not a curated record